Molecule: messenger RNA, 2641 nt
Organism: Phymastichus coffea
Lineage: Eukaryota; Metazoa; Arthropoda; Insecta; Hymenoptera; Eulophidae
Gene: Moe
Product: moesin/ezrin/radixin homolog 1
Exons: 9
Coding region: 311-2035 (574 amino acids)
Biological process (GO): positive regulation of early endosome to late endosome transport; positive regulation of protein localization to early endosome; regulation of organelle assembly
Cellular component (GO): filopodium; apical part of cell; adherens junction
Molecular function (GO): actin binding; cell adhesion molecule binding
Source: RefSeq, a predicted model, not a curated record
AGACAGAAGGAGAGACUGUAGGCAAACCAAUAGGAUAUAGUCUCCUUGUAUAGGAGAUUUUGCCUUCUUCGUGAUUGGCUAUUUGCGAGUGGAAGUUGAUCAGUGUAUAGACAUAUGGAUAAAACGAGAUUGCCGAGACGCCAGUAGUUGCCUAGCCUAUUUUAUUUAGUUCGCUGCCUUGUCUUUCAUCACAUUUUUUUCUUGUUGUUAAUGACACAUAUAUAAAACUUGCUGAUUCGCUAUAUUACUAUCAAAAUUAUUGAAAAUACGUUAUUUAUCUGUUGCCUUGUUACGCAAAAUCGGCUAGAGUAUGGUCGCUAGUUCAAAAAUGAUGAACGUAAGGGUUACAACGAUGGACGCUGAGCUGGAGUUUGCAAUUCAGCAAACGACCACAGGAAAACAGCUCUUUGAUCAAGUGGUUAAAACCAUUGGCCUGAGAGAAGUAUGGUUCUUUGGAUUACAGUACACUGACAUCAAAGGAGACCAAACUUGGAUUAAACUUUAUAAAAAGGUUAUGAGUCAAGAAGUUAAAAAAGAAAAUCCUUUACAGUUCAAGUUCCGAGCUAAAUUUUAUCCAGAAGAUGUUGCAGAGGAACUUAUCCAGGACAUUACGUUGCGGUUGUUUUAUUUGCAGGUAAAAAGUGCCAUCUUAACGGAUGAUAUUUAUUGCCCGCCCGAAACAUCAGUUUUAUUAGCAUCAUAUGCUGUACAAGCACGCCAUGGUGACUAUCAAAAAUCUACUCAUAACCCUGGGUUUUUAGCUAAUGAUCGACUUUUACCUCAACGUGUCAUGGAUCAGCACAAAAUGAGUAAGGAUGAAUGGGAAACUUCUAUUACUAACUGGUGGCAAGAGCACCGAGGAAUGCCUCGAGAGGACGCAAUGAUGGAAUAUCUUAAAAUUGCUCAGGAUUUAGAAAUGUAUGGUGUUAAUUAUUUUGAGAUUCGGAACAAGAAAGGUACAGAACUUUACUUAGGUGUUGAUGCUUUGGGACUGAAUAUAUAUGAAAAGGAUGAUAAACUCACUCCUAAAAUUGGGUUUCCUUGGUCCGAAAUCCGUAAUAUUUCGUUUAAUGAAAAAAAGUUCAUAAUAAAACCAAUAGAUAAAAAAGCACCAGAUUUUGUAUUUUUUGCUGCACGUGUUAAAAUUAACAAGCGUAUACUUGCACUGUGCAUGGGAAAUCAUGAGCUUUAUAUGCGGAGACGUAAACCUGACACUAUUGAUGUUCAACAAAUGAAGGCACAAGCAAAAGAAGAAAAGCUUGCUCGUGAAAAGCAGCGUGAAAAAUUACAAUUAGAAAUUGCUGCCCGUGAACGAGCUGAAAAAAAACAACAAGAAUUUGAAGAGCGUCUCCGUAGUAUGGCUGAAGAAAUGGAAAGAAGACAAGCAGAAUUAAGCGAAGCACAAGAAAUGAUCAGGCGAUUAGAAGAACAAUUGAAACAACUACAGGCUGCUAAAGAAGAACUUGAGGACAGGCAAAAGGAAUUAACAUCAAUGAUGGAAAAACUUGAACGUUCUCAUGAAAUGGAGGCAGCUGAAAGAGCAAAACUAGAGACGGAAAUCCGUAAUAAACAAGAAGAAGUUCAGCGUAUACAGUCAGAAGUUGCAGCUAAAGAUGCUGAAGCAAGGAGAUUGCAGGAAGAAGUAGAAGCUGCUAGAAUUCGUCAAGAAGAAGCUGAUAGACAGUAUCAAGCCAAUACUACGCCUCAUCAUCAUCACGUUCAAGAAAACGAAGAUGGUGAAGAAGGUGAAGAUGAAACUUUCCAUGGAGAUGUGACAAAAGAAUUACCCACAGAUGAAUCAAUUAUUGAUCCUAUUGAAGAAAGGCGUACUUUAGCCGAAAGAAAUGAGCGCCUCCAUGAUCAACUUAAAGCUCUUAAACAGGAUUUAGCACAAUCACGAGACGAAACGAAAGAAACUAUCAUGGACAAAAUUCAUAGGGAAAAUGUUCGUCAAGGUCGUGAUAAAUACAAAACAUUACGUGAAAUUCGUAAGGGUAACACUAAACGUAGGGUGGAUCAAUUUGAGAAUAUGUAAAGAAUGUUAAUCAAGACGCAUUGUAUAUGUGUUAAUUUUUUCAUUAUAGUUUAAAGAUUGAAAUAUACUUGUGCGCUUGCUAUAAUCAUAAAGUUUUUUAUGUAAUAAGUUUUCAUGUAUCUGUCAAAUUAUAGCUGAAAUGAUUAAUCUGACUAAUUAAGAAAAACUUGCCAGUACUGACAAGAUUUUUAUUAAAAAUAGAUACACGUAAAUAGUACAUUCAAAUAAUGAGCUACCAAUACUAUGUUCAAUUGCUACAAAAGAAAUAUCCAUAAAAAUUCUGUGCAAAUAUUCAUAAAAAUUCUAAUUUUCAAAAAUAGACAAUUUUCCAAAAAUUUUAAGUGAAGUUAAAUAAUAUUUUAGUAAAUUUCACGAUGGAAAUAGGUUUUAUAAAUUUAUAUAAGCUAAAUAUAGUAACACAAGAAUUUAUGAAAAAAUUGAAAAUCUAGUAAAUAAUUAAAUUUCUAUUUUAUUUCCUCUACUUAAAAAUAUAUUUUAUGUUUCUUACGUCUAAAAAAAUAUAAGUUUGAGAAAAAUUAUUCGCACUUUAAUAUGUAAAACAAUAAAUACAAAUAUUAAUAAAAUUUUUUGCUAUGAUAUCUCGUA